AUGUCUUCGUCUCUACCACUGCCCUCUUUGCCUCCAAGCCCCCUGGCCAUGGAGUAUCUCAACGACUUCGACCUGCUAAAGUUUGAAGUGAAGCCUGACACCCCUCCACCUCCUCCAACCUGCCUAUACCCCAAACCAGGCGUCCAUCAAGAGACGACCGGUUCUCCGUAUGCUCCUCGCCCUCCUCCUGACUCCAGCCUCAGCUCCAGUCCCUACACCUCCCUUCCUCCGUCACCCACGCUCAGUGACGGACACCCGCCGCCAUCUGCAUCCUCCUCUUCCUCCUCUCUCUCGUUCCCGCUGUCCAUCUCCACCGGGUACAUGUCAGGCCAGAGCUCCGGCUCUCAAGGAAACCUGGACGGGAGCCCAGUGGCUGGAGGCCCCACGCCGUGUUCAAACCCCACCUCCUUGGAGGACCUGCUCUGGUUGGCUGCACUGCAGCAGCAGUUCGGUGGGGAGCCCGGAGGUACCGCGUCUCUGCUGGGAGCUCUUGGAGGAGUGCCGGAUCGAGGGGACCGGGAUCGAGGGGGGUUUCUGGGAUGUGAGGAUGCAGUGGAGGCCCUGCUGAACUCUGCUGCAGCCGCUGUAACUUCACAGUUCCCAGUUUUGUCCCAGAGUUCGAGCAGCAGUCACAUGGGUGACUCCAGCAGUGACAGCGGUGUUGAUGUUGUUCUUAACAAGCCGUCAGACAUGUGUCACCGGCCUAUACUGGUAGUUUCUUCCACCCCUCCAUCUCUCUCCAGUCUCAACACAUCCACCAGUCCCUUCUCACAACCCCUCAGUCCACAGAGCCGACUCCAUCACCCGCACCAUCCAAUGCAAGGCCAUUAUCAUCAUCAUCAUCAUCACCAUCAUCUGCAAGUCACUCAGUGUGGGAUGGAUGAGCGUUUUUCCGAUGAGCAGUUGGUAAGUCUGUCAGUGCGAGAGCUGAACAGACAUUUGCGUGGGGUCAGCAAAGAUGAGGUGGUCCGUUUGAAACAGAAAAGACGGACGCUGAAGAACCGCGGUUACGCGCAGUCCUGCCGUUACAAACGACUCCAGCACCGGCACGCGCUCGAGUCCGAGAAACACGUUCUCACACAGCAGCUGGAGCAGCUGCAGUGUGAGCUUUCUCGCGUGUUGAGAGAGCGAGACACAUACAAAGCUCGUUACGAGAAGCUCAUCAGUUCAAACGAGACUCAGCCUUCCCAUCCCAACACCAACACCUCGCCUUCUCCUACUCCUCCGGAUUACUUUUUGUGA
Molecule: messenger RNA, 1242 nt
Organism: Onychostoma macrolepis
Lineage: Eukaryota; Metazoa; Chordata; Actinopteri; Cypriniformes; Cyprinidae
Gene: nrl
Product: neural retina leucine zipper
Exons: 4
Coding region: 1-1242 (413 amino acids)
Biological process (GO): regulation of transcription by RNA polymerase II
Cellular component (GO): nucleus
Molecular function (GO): RNA polymerase II cis-regulatory region sequence-specific DNA binding; DNA-binding transcription factor activity, RNA polymerase II-specific
Source: RefSeq, a predicted model, not a curated record